AUGGGAGAAGAAAACCAAUCCUAUGUGAAUGAAUUUGUCUUCCUGGGACUUUCACAGGACCCAAAGACACAAGUCCUGCUCUUUAUAAUAUUCUUUAUUAUCUAUGUGCUGACUGUACUGGGAAAUCUGCUCAUCAUUGUGCUCAUUCAUAUAGACUCCAAACUCCACACACCCAUGUACUUUUUCCUCAGGAACUUAUCCUUUGCUGAUCUCUGCUUUUCUACUACCACAGUCCCCCAAGUGAUGGUCCACUUUCUGGUGAAAAAGAAAGCCAUCUCCUUUGCGGGAUGCUCAACACAGAUAUUUGUUUUACUUCUGCUUGGAUGCACAGAGUGUGCUCUGCUGGCUGUAAUGUCCUAUGAUCGGUAUGUGGCUGUCUGCAAGCCUUUGCACUACUCUGCCAUCAUGACUCAUGGAGUGUGUGUACUGAUGGCCUUAGGGUCCUGGGUCAGUGGAGUACUUAUUUCUCUGGUGGAUACCACAUUCACAUUACACCUGCCCUAUCGAGGAAACAAUGUUAUUAACCAUUUCUUUUGUGAGCCUCCUGCCCUCCUGAAGCUGGCUUCUGCAGACACCUACAGCACAGAAAUGACCAUCUUUGCUAUGGGAGUGAUUAUACUUUUAGCUCCUGUAUCCCUGAUUCUUGUCACCUACUGGCGUAUUAUCUCUACUGUGAUUCGAAUGCAGUCUGGAGAGGGAAGACUCAAAGUUUUCUCUACUUGUGGUUCCCAUCUCAUUGUUGUUGUUCUUUUCUAUGGAUCAGGAAUAUUUGCCUACAUGAGACCAAACUCUAAGGAAAUGAGUGAAAGCGAUAAAAUGAUCUCUGUCUUUUACUCAUUAGUGACACCAAUGCUAAAUCCCAUUAUUUAUAGUCUAAGGAAUAAGGAUGUCAAAGGGGCUCUCUGGAAAAUGAUAGCAAAAUAA
This is a messenger RNA of Suncus etruscus (white-toothed pygmy shrew), 924 nucleotides long. Its product is annotated as olfactory receptor 2D3-like. Gene Ontology annotation, cellular component: membrane. Bases 1 to 924 code for a protein of 307 amino acids. Gene Ontology annotation, molecular function: olfactory receptor activity; G protein-coupled receptor activity. The transcript has a single exon. The record is from RefSeq and is a predicted model, not a curated record. Gene Ontology annotation, biological process: G protein-coupled receptor signaling pathway. NCBI's taxonomy places the organism in Eukaryota, Metazoa, Chordata, Mammalia, Eulipotyphla, Soricidae.